Molecule: messenger RNA, 1732 nt
Organism: Culex quinquefasciatus (southern house mosquito)
Lineage: Eukaryota; Metazoa; Arthropoda; Insecta; Diptera; Culicidae
Product: fork head domain-containing protein FD4
Exons: 1
Coding region: 439-1524 (361 amino acids)
Biological process (GO): regulation of transcription by RNA polymerase II; anatomical structure morphogenesis; cell differentiation
Molecular function (GO): DNA-binding transcription factor activity, RNA polymerase II-specific; RNA polymerase II cis-regulatory region sequence-specific DNA binding
Source: RefSeq, a predicted model, not a curated record
UGCGCUUCAAGCCCACGCCUAUCACCGGUGUGUGUGUGUGCGUUGUUGGGCUUUUUGUCCCGCUUCGACUCCCGUAUUUCAAGUGGCAUCGGAUUUCACACCACCACCUCUGUCCUCUUCUUCGUCUUCUUCGGGUUGGUGUCGUUGAAGCGCGCGCGGGCCCGACCUCUUCAACAUAUCAUUCUACAUUUCAACACCUUCGGUUGUUGAUUUGAUAAAACAGUCUAUAACAAACACGGCAAGCGAACGAAACGUGUUGUUGUACCGGGGUGCGUUAUCCGCGUGGCUUUCCCGUUUGCGAUCCGCGUCCGCGUGGUUCUGUUGUUAUUGCCGAAUGCCAAGAAGUGUUGAUGAAGUUGUAAAGUGAAGAAGCAUGUUUGUUUGACUGCACGCAAAGUUCCUAAGUUGGUUUGUUUCGUGAAGAGUGACAAAGUGACCAUGCCGCGGCCAUCGCGCGAAUCUUACGGCGACCAAAAGCCCCCGUACUCGUACAUCUCGUUGACCGCGAUGGCCAUCUGGAGUUCGGCGGAGAAGAUGCUACCGCUGAGUGAUAUCUACAAGUUCAUUACGGACCGGUUUCCGUACUACCGGAAGAAUACGCAGCGCUGGCAAAACUCGUUGCGGCACAACCUUAGUUUCAACGAUUGCUUCAUCAAAGUUCCACGCCGGCCGGACAGGCCAGGCAAGGGCGCCUACUGGGCGCUUCAUCCACAAGCUUUUGACAUGUUCGAGAACGGAUCGCUGCUCCGUCGGCGAAAACGCUUCAAACUACACAAGUCCGACAAGGACAUCCUGAACGAAGAGCUCGCCGCCCUAGCCAACAUCAACCGGAUAUUCCUGGCGCAAAACUCGGGCGGUGUCACCGGAGGACCGGACGUGUACUGUCCUACCAUGGUCGAUCCGAUCCACCAACCCAUGCUACAUUCCCCUAUCGAACCGCACUCACCCGUGCAAACCGCACCGAUCUCGCCGAUCUCAAUCACCGAAACCACCGUCCCGAUGCGACCCAAGCGGGCCUUCACCAUCGAGAGUCUCAUCACCCCGGACCGAGGUCGCCAAACCCCAUCCCUUAAAAAAUCAUCCCCCAACAAAUCCUCCGACAAGCUGAACCUCCUCGACGACCAUCCCCGGAUACCGUCCCUGUUGCAGCAACUCCCGACGCUCCCACCAGCGACCUCCAUCCCGGGAGCCAACAUCCCACCCUUCUUCCCCUACCACCAUCCGGCCCUGGCCGGCGCCUAUGACCUGCCGUUCCACCCGCUGCUCAUGAUGGCCGCUCCGCACCUCGGAGCCAUCCCGCCGCACUAUUUCCAUCACAGCUCCUAUCACAAUGUAACGCUACACCCGGGAGCCGGUGAAGGAGGAGGCGGCGGAGGAGGAGAUCGAGGGACCGCCGGUAAUACCGGAACCGGUUCGACCGCUGGGGCAGCAGCUGGUGGUGGUGGUGCAAACGCAGCUGACUCGUCGUCAGGCCCAACCGACUUGAGCCGGCUUAGCGCAGGGCACGCGCUACGGACGGCGUGAGGAAGGAACCGUGAAAGAGAGACCCGGUGAAACAGAGAAGGAGGAGGUGUCUGUGACAAAUCACUCUAACUUGCGAUCGAAGGCUGUUUGUUGUUUAGUAACCUAUGUAAAAGUGUGUAUAUUUCGACGUUUUUCUUUCUGUUUUCUAUAUCCGUAAGUGUAAGAUAUAUUCGUGUGUAAUGGAAUCCUAUAAAUGUAUUGUAAACAA